Antrostomus carolinensis (chuck-will's-widow) is the source of this 993-nucleotide messenger RNA. RefSeq names its product coiled-coil domain containing 107 (gene CCDC107). Lineage: Eukaryota; Metazoa; Chordata; Aves; Caprimulgiformes; Caprimulgidae. Gene Ontology annotation, biological process: synaptic transmission, cholinergic; protein localization to cell surface. The record is from RefSeq and is a predicted model, not a curated record. The annotation marks the transcript as partial. Gene Ontology annotation, cellular component: neuron projection; intracellular membrane-bounded organelle; neuronal cell body. The transcript is spliced from 5 exons.
GUAGUCCUCAGACAGUUCAUCAAGUUCACCUGAAUCCAGGAAGUUCUGACAGUAAUACUUAUCAGAGUAUUCAGCAGAUGAGAAAUGCAAUGGAAAAAGAGAUAAAGAGUGAGAGAACAAGAGGAAAUGGUAGAGAGUUAGCAUUUACCCUCAUGCCAUUGUAUGCUCUUGGAGUGGGAGUGUUUGCAGCAUACAAAUUUCUUAAGAUGAAAUCCCAUGAAGAAAGUCUCUCCAAAAAGGAAAAAAGUACAGAAGACAAGGCAAAGGAAACAGAGCAUCAGCUUUUAGAAUUGGAGCAGCAUCUAGCACAGACAGAGAAAAUGUUAAAUUCUUUAUUGACUCAAUUGGAUCCACUGUCAAACUGCGUUAAUGCUUUAGCUUCUGAGCAGAAAGAUGAAAUAAUGACACAGCUCAAAUCAAUUAGACGACUGAUGAAAGAAAGUGGAUUGGAUAAAUCAGAACACAAGAUGAAAGAUGUCAACCACAUUUGUAACGAGAAACUUGAAGAUCUCAUUCAGUCAUUUGCUGAACAUUCUCAAGAGAAAGAAAUGGAUGACAGAGAAGAUGACAGUAAUGAAGAUUUACUUGAGUAUGUUGAUAAUGAUUACAAAAUAGAAGAGCAUGAAUUAUAUGAUGAGUGUGAAGUACAUCAGUUUGAGCCAGAUGUGGUAGAAGACCAAGAAAUUAUAAACAAAGAUGCUAUUGAAUCAGAAGAGAUAGGAUUGAGGAGACGUAAUAGAUAUGAAUGAAAUCUGCAUGUGUAAAACUUUCAAAAGCUUCUGAAUUAUUUUUUUAUAAUGUUGUAUGCACUUUAAACUGUUUUGAAUGAAGUUAUGUGCACUGCUAUACGCUUUAAAAAGGGGGGUGAAAUACUGCCUGGGCUUGAAUCUGUGGUGGUUCUGUGACUGACUUCAGUGGUAGCAGAAUUUCACUCAGGAUGUUUACAUACUUUUUUCUAUUUAUUUUUUUUCCUAUAAAAAUAUUUCUGUACUC